UCUUCUACUACUCCACCUUCUUCGCUCAAUCCAGACCCAUUAAACCCGGCUCCCGUCUCUUUCUUUCAAAAUCAUAAUACCAAUCGCAUGCUUUAGAACCAAUCCGAUCGCGGAAGACACCAAAAAUGGCUGCCCAAUUCAUGGUACUGUUCGUGCUCUGUUUCUAUGUGGUGGCCGCCGAUGAGUUGUCCAUAUACGAAGCGCUCCGAUCGAACGGCCUGCCGAUGGGAUUACUGCCCAAGGGCGCGAAGGACUUCCGGCUGGACGCCGGCGGCCGCUUCGAAGUCCAUCUCGACCGCGAAUGCAACGCCAAGUUCGAGAGCGAGCUCCACUACGACCGCAACGUCUCCGGCACCCUCUCCUACGGCCAGAUCGCCGGCCUUUCCGGCAUCUCCGCCCAGGAUUUGUUCCUCUGGUUCCCGGUCAAGGAGAUUCGGGUCGAUAUCCCCACCUCGGGGUUAAUCUACUUCGACGUCGGCGUUGUUCACAAGGAAUUCUCGCUCUCUUCGUUCGAAACCCCGAGGGAUUGUGUGGCUGCGCAGAAGGCUGAUUUCGCCGGAAAAACUGUUUUGUCUAGGGUUGCCGGAGAUUCUCCACUUCUAUUUCCUACGCGAUCGAUCGAAUUCUCUGUUUUCAGAUUGUAAUUAAUCGUGUAUUUAGAUGAUUUAAUUCAUUUUGGCAUCUGAAUCGCUUAGUGGGGAUUUCCAUUCCCUGAUUGUACAUUUCUUCGGGUUCCCGUAAAAUUCCUCCAAAAUUUCAUUGAA
Molecule: messenger RNA, 764 nt
Organism: Diospyros lotus (date-plum)
Lineage: Eukaryota; Viridiplantae; Streptophyta; Magnoliopsida; Ericales; Ebenaceae
Exons: 1
Coding region: 126-644 (172 amino acids)
Source: RefSeq, a predicted model, not a curated record